AUGACCGAGGAUUUUGUGUUUCCCAGAGGGUCCGCUAUUAUCCAAGCCAUUAAAAAGGUUUGGCCGUCUGUGCGGCGUGGGGUGCGGUGGUCCAUUGGCGAUGGAGCUACUGUUCGAUUUUGGAGGGACAAUUGGACGCACAGCCCCCAUCCUAUCAUUAACGAGGCUCUGGGUCCUGUCCCGGACGAUCAGCUCGACUGGACGGUUAGUGACUAUGUUGAUGACUUGGGUCAAUGGAGAUGGGAUCUUUUUAGCCACUUGGUGCCGGCCGGUAUAUCGUUGCGAAUUGCAGCCGUUUUGCCACCAUCGAGAGCUGCUGGGCCGGACAAAAUGUAUUGGGGGUUUUCGGAGAAUGGCAGCUUCACAACGAAAUCGGCUUAUGCUUCGCUGGUCAGUGCCUUUCCGGCGCCUGCUAUUGAUCGGACCCCUUGGAGAAUAAUAUGGAAAUGGGCUGGUUCGCAAAGGGUUCGACAAUUCCUUUGGCUUGCUGCUCAAGAUAAGUUGCUAACUAAUGUGGAGAGGCGGAGGAGACAUAUUUCAGACUCGUCGACCUGCACAUUAUGUGGCCGAUACGAUGAGUCGACCAUGCACUGCCUUCGCGACUGUACAGGGGCAAGACAGGUUUGGCGAAGCUUGAUCCCUGCUCACCAACAAUCUGAGUUCUUUCGCCUACAUCUACGGGAUUGGUUGAUUCAGAACUUGCAAAAUGGCUUGGGGAUUGGGCAUUGGUCCUAUCGGGACUCGGGAAGGGAAAGACUAAACUUAGUUAGAGCAGUUUCGGGCCAAGAGGACCUCUCGGGAGUUGUAUUAGAGCAGCCGUUAAGAAGAGUUAAGCUUGGGUUUCAUUUAAGUUUCCUCAACAACUGUCGUCACUGUUUAGCUCUUGCCCCAAAGGGGCGGAAGAAGAAAGAAAAAAAGAGAAAGGAGGAGGAAGCUAUUUAG
This is a messenger RNA of Striga hermonthica, 942 nucleotides long. NCBI's taxonomy places the organism in Eukaryota, Viridiplantae, Streptophyta, Magnoliopsida, Lamiales, Orobanchaceae. The record is from the annotation of a GenBank genome assembly.